AUGUCAAGCCACAUCACGGUCUUCCGCAAACAAAAUCUGCCCCCGCCAGACUGUGUACACCGUCUACUCGCACGGUACCUCGGUCUCCACCUCGUCGCACUCAACCUUACGAGCAUCACGACCUCCCUGAGCGGCUCACCACAACCAGCUUCCAUCAAACUGCCCACCAUGCUCUUCUUCAGUUUCUUCAAGACGCUCAUAGACCAUGAGGUCACCGUCGAACUCAAGAACGACAUCCAGAUCCGCGGCAUCCUGAAGAGCGUCGAUCAGUACCUCAACAUCAAGCUGGAAGAGAUUUCGGUGGUCGAGGAGCUCAAGUACCCGCACCUGAGUUCCGUCAAAAAUGUCUUCAUCCGUGGCUCCGUUGUGCGCUACGUCCAUCUUCCCGCUGGUUCCGUAGACGUACCGCUCUUGGAGGACGCGACGCGGAGAGAGGCUGCUGCCCAGGCCGCAAAGGCGAAAUAGACCACCAGUGCUUGGGGAUGAUGUAGUGUUCACAAGGGACUUAAACAUCGUGAUAUGACGAGGGCUCUACAAAAACAGGCCCACGAACGUCAAGAACCGGGGGCCAAAGCCUAGCUGCUAGAUUAGCUAGCUCAACGGGACGGGGUUCGUGGCGUUUGGCAACAAUCGACGAGACGAUGACGCGAAAAGGGUGAGAGAGUUUGAUAUCCAACCAGAAAUCCACGAAAUCAUUCAACGUUCAAAGUACUUGCGCGCCCAACCAAUUUUUGUUCAUAAUC
Colletotrichum destructivum is the source of this 743-nucleotide messenger RNA. RefSeq names its product Putative U6 snRNA-associated Sm-like protein LSm2. Gene Ontology annotation, biological process: mRNA splicing, via spliceosome. The record is from RefSeq and is a predicted model, not a curated record. NCBI's taxonomy places the organism in Eukaryota, Fungi, Ascomycota, Sordariomycetes, Glomerellales, Glomerellaceae. The coding region runs from base 1 to 465 and encodes 154 amino acids. The transcript has 4 exons. Gene Ontology annotation, molecular function: RNA binding. Gene Ontology annotation, cellular component: catalytic step 2 spliceosome; precatalytic spliceosome; P-body.